AUGAGUUCUAAUUAUCGAGGCAGCUUUGUUAGUUGGAAAACUAGCAAUUCGUUGAGUUAUCCGUAUAAUAAUCCAUACGGAAACCGUCACGAAGCGAACCCAUUUGGAUACAAUCCGGAGUUUCCUUCGCUUCAUAAUACUCAGGGAUCAUCCGGUUUUUAUCAACAGCAGCAGUAUUUUGCUUCACACAAGGAAUAUAAUCCAGCAUUCUCCGGUUACUCGAAACCUGUUUAUUCACGGGAUUAUACGUUCCAGAAUCGUCGUGGAGCGUUUCCAAAUUACUCCAGAUACUCGAAAAACGACUCGCGUGUUGCAAGGCAUAGAAUCACGCAGUCGAGCAGAGGCACGCUGAAGACCAAAAAGAGCACGUCUUCCGCAUUUCUCAGCACUACUGAAUCAUCGUCAACAAGUUCCCAAGUGCUCAAAGCUGAGGACACACUACAGAGCGACGACCAGAAGCCCGGAAAGACUCGCCACGCAUCGUCGGACAAGCCAGAUAUUUCAGUGCUGAAAAUCAUUUCGCCGAAAAAGGGUACGAAAAAUCCGCGUAAAUCCCACGCGGGUAAGGUUGAAGCGGGUCCAAAGCGUGUAACAUCAUCAGGCUCUGGUUUAAGGAAAAACAUGAGCUACAUGCCAUUCGGAGGUGGAAUGCCUCGUGGUGGAAUCCCCAUGAUGCGUGGAGGUCGAGGAAGAGGAGGUGGACGUAGGUUCAUGAUGAAACCCAACAACAAUCCUAUGGACAUUCCAUUCAAACCGCUUCCUGAUGAUGCCCCUGCUAUCAGCUUGACUAUCGAUCCGGAUAAUUUCAUCUGUUUCCACGGGUUUUCUAGUAUUUUCACGACACAACACACGUUCCCAGUCUUAAUCGAGGGGAAGAUUUACGAAAGUGGCGAUCACUAUUAUCAGAUUCAAAAAGUGCACGAUCUAUGUGGAACAGUUAGUGACAAAUUGACGGAAACAGUACGAGACGAGAAGGGGCGCCGUCUUGAUGGAAAAGUUGGGUUUAGUGAGCACAGAGAUAAGAGCUUCAGUCAGAUUGCCAAAGAUGUUAUUCGGCUCAAUAAUGUGGAUAAGAAAAAAGUUGAUGAAUGGCGAUACUCCAAGGGACUUGAAGUUAUGCAGAAAGCUCUUUUCGCCAAGGUGUCUCAAUCUGUUAUGCUCCGUCAGGCGUUAUCUGAAAGUGGCAAAAAGAUUCUAGUGCACGCAUUCCCUGGUGACAGUAUUUACGGAGCUGGAUGCAGACACGCACAGGUGAAGAAAUGGUGUGAGAGCAUGAAGGCCAACGGAGCUACUACUAUAAGGAUCCCAGCAACAUUCCCUUUGACUUCUGAAACUGUUGUGAAUUGUCCGAACUUUGCUCAAGGACGUAAUGUGCUUGGUGUUAUUCUUAUGCAGCUCAGAGAGAUGUUGCGGGAGAACAAAGUGCCAAUCGUAGACUUAAGUUCGGUAUUUGAUUCGCUUCGUAUUGGUACCAACAACGUCGACGCAACCAUGGACGAUCAGGACUGCGGAGAUGGAUUCGCCAUCGGUGGUGGAAGCAUCCAGGCGAAGAUUGGAGGAGGCACAACGAAGACAUAG
Molecule: messenger RNA, 1578 nt
Organism: Necator americanus (New World hookworm)
Lineage: Eukaryota; Metazoa; Nematoda; Chromadorea; Rhabditida; Ancylostomatidae
Exons: 16
Coding region: 1-1578 (525 amino acids)
Source: RefSeq, a predicted model, not a curated record